Messenger RNA from Egretta garzetta (little egret), 1142 nucleotides. It is a transcript of the gene SLC25A40, whose product is annotated as solute carrier family 25 member 40. Bases 11 to 1024 code for a protein of 337 amino acids. Lineage: Eukaryota; Metazoa; Chordata; Aves; Pelecaniformes; Ardeidae. The record is from RefSeq and is a predicted model, not a curated record. The transcript has 10 exons. Gene Ontology annotation, biological process: mitochondrial transmembrane transport.
GGAUAAAGCCAUGGCUGAAAUGAGUGAUAGCAACUCAAAUAAAACAACCAUUAUUCAGCAAGCAAUAGCCUCUUGUUGUGGAGCUAUAAUUACAUCAUUAUUUGUAACUCCAUUUGAUGUUAUCAAAACUCGACUGCAAGCCCAAAGCAAUCCAUUCCCCAAAGGAAAGUGUUUUGUAUACUCGAAUGGCCUUAUGGAUCAUAUAUGCGUUUGUGAGAAUGGGGACAGCAAAGCCUGGUAUAAAAAACCUGGGCAUUUCAAAGGGACGUCGGAUGCAUUUGUGAAAAUUAUUCAAAUAGAGGGAAUUAAAUCACUGUGGAGUGGGCUUCCCCCAACACUAAUAAUGGCACUUCCUACCACAAUAAUCUAUUUUACCUGCUAUGACCAACUGAGUGAAGCUCUGAAAUCUAGGCUAGGAAAGGAUGAUGAACACAUUCCAGUUCUUGCAGGUUCCUUAAGCAGAUUUGGUUCAGUUACUGUAGUGAGCCCCCUGGAGCUGAUCAGAACCAGAAUGCAGUAUCGCCAGUUGUCCUACAAGCAACUGUACACAUGCAUCAGCAGUAAAGUGGCUACAGAUGGAUGGUUCUCCCUGUGGAGGGGCUGGAGUUCCACUGUUCUGAGAGAUGUGCCUUUCUCAGCAAUGUACUGGUAUAAUUAUGAACAUUUCAAGAAGAUGAUGUGCAAGGAAGUUGGUGCACAUGAACCAACAUUUUUUAUUGCUUUUACUUCAGGAGCAGCAUCUGGCUCCAUUGCAGCUGUUAUAACUCUGCCAUUUGAUGUAGUGAAAACACAUAUGCAGACGGAACUUUGGGAGAGUGAGACCUUAAAAAUUUCACAGAGGCACUGUACAUCAACCUGGGCAGUUAUGAGGAAAAUUGUCGCUAAAAAUGGGAUUACUGGAUUAUUUGCUGGUGUUGUUCCACGGCUGCUUAAAGUUGCUCCUGCUUGUGCCAUAAUGAUCAGCACAUACGAAUAUGGAAAGUCUUUCUUUUCUCAUUUAAAUGAAAAAAUGAACCGUCCUUAAUAUUUCUCCAUCCGAUUGUGUGAGGCCAAAAUGCACGGUGAAAUACAUUGUGCCAGAUUUUAAUCUGUCAAGGCAUUUUCCAGAAGACCCAAUGAAUUUCUGCCACCACAUUUGGUAA